Corythoichthys intestinalis (scribbled pipefish) is the source of this 889-nucleotide messenger RNA. RefSeq names its product required for drug-induced death protein 1-like. The transcript is spliced from 2 exons. The coding region runs from base 159 to 515 and encodes 118 amino acids. NCBI's taxonomy places the organism in Eukaryota, Metazoa, Chordata, Actinopteri, Syngnathiformes, Syngnathidae. The record is from RefSeq and is a predicted model, not a curated record.
UUAAGGGCUUUGCUCCAGCACACAGCAGUCUACUGUAACUCACUCAUGUGAAUAACAGCUGUGGACAACACACUGUACUGUUCGUAGCCCCCCGUUGAGGAAGUUGUUUUCAACCACUGCCAAACAAGACCUCUUCCAGGACUUCCUUCACAACCGCCAUGAAGCCCGUCGGAGUACCACGGAGGCCGCGGCACAGGGACGCCGAGGCCGGUGGGGCCUCGUACCGGCGACAUGUGGACAGUGCGGAGGCUGAGCGGCACCGAAAGCGUAGGGAGGUCCAUUUGGCUUUUCGGGCUGAGCGCUAUCAACCGCUUGUUGAGGAGGAUGUGAAGGAGGAAAAGAAAACCAAGAAAGAGAAAUAUAAAAGAGUUAAGAAGAAUGUCGGCAAAGCGCUGCGCUCGACGUGGAAGUGCCUGAUGCUCGGCCUUUAUAAUUUUGCCCUGGGCUACUCCACGCCAGUGACAGCUGCCGCCACCUUUGUGCCGCACUUCACCCCGGGGAGAAACAGAAGCUGAAUGCCUCUUUUCUGUAUUUAGGUGUACAGUGAUAGACGUCCUAUCCAUUUUGAAUGGGAGAAACACUGCUAGUCCCUCACAGUUCAUAUAAUAUAAUCCUUGUGAAUUCAUACACUUUUAUUAUUGUUUUGACUCUGUUUCUUGAAAUAAUGUUCUAUGACCCACCAUAAUGACAAUUCUUCUGAAGUUCUUACCACCACACGCUUGUACAGUAGGUGGCAGUAUACACCUGAUAGUUGCUUGCAAUCUGCCAUAAAGCUAAAUUUUGGGGUUUUUGAGUUUGUUGAGCUUUUUAUUUUUUUUAUUUUUACGGUGCAGUCAAUUUUAUUGCUUGUUUUUUGCCAUUCUACAGUUUGAAAUAAAACUGAGCAGUC